CGUUAACCGACAGAGCCCCAGCACGCCCGGCCUCGGUCUAUUUAUUAUAAGAUUAUAUAUAUCAUUCUCUAUCUCUUUUUUAUUAAUGACUCUGUCCUAUCUACUACUAUUUAUGGAAGAACACUCGGGGCGCUUGUGUCGCAGGACCUGGCUUCGCUGAAACAUUUCGACCCUGCCGCUCUUUGUUGUCCUUGACUUUGCCUCGAAGGACGCUCAGACGCCUAUGCAGCUUGAACCGGAGCUGCUGACAGCUGAAAUUGCGAUGCCCUCUGCUCGUGAAUUCGCCCUCCUGAUUUGAAAUCCUUUGUCGUUCUUUCUUCUCAUUCCUCGUUCGCUCUUUCUAUUGUUCUCGAAGGCAUUAUUCAUGCUUCCAACACAGCGGCUUGGUAAGGCGGGGAGAGAGAGCAAGAACGCAAAAAUGCCUGCAAGAAAAGAAGACGGACUGCUGGAGGAUCCUGCCUUUGAGCAGCAUGCGGUCAAUAUCGAGGAUAUUGCCGAGGAGAGACGCGCCUUCUGCCCCCCUACCCUCGGGACUGUGGCGGAGCGUGCACGGCGUAAUCUAAACGCCAAACUUGCCAAUCCUCUCGCUGGCUAUUCCAAUGAAGAGCUACGGAGACAAGGCUAUGACUUCGUGGCUACCAAUCUCGUGGGUGAUGGCGCAGAGGAUGUGCGCGCCUUUGAAUUGGGCGCUGUGCUGGCCCAGGCACCAGAGAAGUUUGAUCGUGUCCAGGCCUUGACGCCAGAGGAGCGUGAGAUUCUGAGAGAUGAAUUUACCAAUCGGUGGUCUCAGCCCAUCUUAAUGUACGUGGUCAUCAUGCUCUGCUCUCUCUCGGCAGCUGUCCAAGGAAUGGGUAAGUCGGUUGACUUGCUAUUUAUGAAGAAGACAGAAGGGGAAAGCUAAACAUGCCAUGUUUAGAUGAAAGCGUCGUCAACGGUGCCCAAGAACUCUACAAAAUCCAGUUCGGUAUCUCCACCGAAGAAGGAAAAGGAGGUUCUAGAUCCAGCUGGCUCGUUGGACUCGUGAACUCGGCCCCGUACAUAUGCUGCGCCUUCAUCGGCUGCUGGCUGACUGUCCCAUUCAAUCACUGGUUUGGCCGUCGAGGGACCAUCUUCCUCACCUGUUGCUUCUCUGCAAUCACCUGUUUCUGGCAAGGAUUCGUCAACUCCUGGUGGCACAUGUUCGUUGCCCGUUUCAUGCUGGGUUUCGGAAUCGGCCCAAAGUCGGCGACUGUCCCCAUCUAUGCUGCUGAAACCGCGCCUCCGGCCAUUCGAGGUGCCUUGGUCCUGCAGUGGCAGAUGUGGACGGCGUUUGGGAUCAUGUUCGGCUAUGCCGCGGACCUUGCCUUCUACAAGGUCGAGGACCUGACGGGCAUUGUUGGUCUCAACUGGCGCCUCAUGAUGGGCUCCGCUAUGUUUCCCGCCGUCGUGGUCUGUUGCUUUGUCUUCUACUGCCCGGAGUCUCCCCGUUGGUAUAUGAGUAAGAAACAGUACAACAAGGCGUACCGGUCCAUGUGCAGUCUACGCCGGCAUAAGAUCCAGGCUGCGCGAGAUCUCUACUACAUGUACACCCUUUUGGAGGCGGAAAAGGGCAUGACACUGGGACAGAGUAAAUUGUUGGAACUGGUUACUGUUCCUCGUAACCGCCGCGCGAUGAUUGCGAGUGAGAUAGUCAUGUUCAUGCAGCAGUUCUGCGGCGUCAACGUCCUCGCGUAUUAUUCGUCCGGGAUAUUCCUCAGGUCAGGCCAGUCCGGAUCGACUGAAGACUACUCUGAAUUCGCCGGGGCGCUGGCCUGCUCUCUCGGUUUCGGGGUGAUCAACUGGCUCUUCGCCAUCCCAGCCAUCUACACGAUCGAUACCUUCGGUCGCCGCAAUCUCCUCCUGACUACCUUCCCACUCAUGUCCGUGACCAUGCUCUUCACGGGCUUCAGUUUCUGGAUCGCCGAAAACAGCGCCGCCCGCAAAGCCUGCGUCAUACUCGGUAUCUACCUAUUCGGCGUCGUAUACUCACCCGGCGAAGGACCCGUCCCGUACACCUACUCAGCCGAAGCGUACCCGCUCUACGUCCGUUCAUACGGCAUGGCCCUAGCCACGGCCACGACGUGGUUCUUCAACGCCCUCCUCGCCAUCACUUGGCCGUCGAUGGAAAACGCUUUCAAACCCCAGGGUGGCUUGGGGUGGUACGCUGCCUGGAAUGUGGUCGGCUGGUGGCUUGUCUUGCUCUUCAUGCCGGAAACGAAGGGCAAGACGCUCGAGGAACUCGAUCAGGUCUUCUCCGUGCCUUCUUGGUUCCAUGCUCAGUACGGAUUACGGCAGAUUCCCUACUUCGUUCGUCGGUAUAUCUUGUGGCAGGACGUGGAGCCGGAAAUCUUGUAUGAGAGGGAAGAGGUGUGGCCGGGUGCGAACGAUGUUGGGUUUAAUGAAGCAUGAAUUCACCGACUUGUUUUCAAGUUUUUCGUUUAUUUUAUUUCAUAUAUAUAGAUGUAUCAUACAAUUACGAUUGAGCGUUUCUGGUUGUGUUCAGUGACACCUCUCAGGAAGCAAUGUGUAUGGCUAUCGCCAGCACUCUGAAUCAUCAAUCUAUUCAUUUUAAUCAAGUCUAUCCAGUCU
This is a messenger RNA of Monascus purpureus, 2607 nucleotides long. Lineage: Eukaryota; Fungi; Ascomycota; Eurotiomycetes; Eurotiales; Aspergillaceae. The record is from the annotation of a GenBank genome assembly.